Candidula unifasciata is the source of this 2892-nucleotide messenger RNA. The record is from the annotation of a GenBank genome assembly. Lineage: Eukaryota; Metazoa; Mollusca; Gastropoda; Stylommatophora; Geomitridae.
AUGAAGCGUAUAACAGAAUCUGUGAGCCUUAUUCUGACCUUUCUGGCAUUGACUGUAACCAUUUUCUGUUACCAAGGAUACAGUCAACAAUAUGGUCAAGUGGAGUUCCGUAUCAAGGAGCAGAUGCCAUCCGGAACUAACGUAGGCAACAUUCGAGACAAGGCGAGAAUAGCGGACAAAGUGCCUAAGAAUGAGCUGUCUAGUCUUAGUUUUAAGUUUCUGAACCCAAAUAACUUGCUGCAGACAGCAUCUUUAUUCAGUAUCAACAGCGAUAAUGGAGCUAUAUACACAACAGCAAUGAUUGACCGAGAAAGCAUCUGUCAGUUCCAGAAGAACUGCAAUGUAGAGUUCGAAGUCACAGUCACAUCGACCAUCUCCAAGUUCUUUGAGAUCGUCAGCGUCCGGAUUGUUAUCGAAGACAUCAAUGACAACGCUCCGCGGUUUCAAAACGAAGAAGUAACUUUGCAUAUCUCAGAGUCCGUUAAUGUUAACAGUGAGUUCAGAAUUGCUGGGGCAACCGACAAAGACAACGACGACGAGAAUUCUGUACGUAAAUAUGAAAUGAAAUCUGAGUACAACGAUAUGUUUGAGCUGAAAUCUGAAAUGAAGUUAGACUGGACAUGGGAUUUGUCUAUUGUGGUUCUGAAGCCGUUGGAUAGAGAGACGAAAGAUCAUUAUGUACUGUGUAUCAUAGCCAAAGACAACGGAAAUCCGCCUAGAUCAGGGAAUGUUACGGUACACAUCAAUGUUACAGAUACAAAUGACAACCCUCCUGUAUUUACAGAAAACACAUACGAAGUAUCUGUGGGCGCUGUUGUGGGGCAGGUAAAGGCCCUAGAUGCCGACAUCAACAUGAACGGCGAAGUCACGUACAAGUUCAGUCCGACCAGAAGCUCUCAGAUAGAAGACCUGUUCUACAUUGACACGCUGAGUGGGGAGGUCAAGGUCAAGAAUCCGCUCCAGUACGAGGCUGGAAAGAGUUUUGAGACUAUAGUUGUGGCUAGCGACAGGGGGAAUCCCCCAAGGGCUUCACAAGCCAUUCUCAUCAUUAACGUCAUCGACGUAGGAAACACACCGCCAAGGAUCUCUGUCAACCCGGUACCAAACCCCGAAGGAAACAUUCUGUUUCUUACAGAGGCGUCGCCCCUGGAGACGGUGGUGGCCCAUGUCAGGACAGACGACAGGGACACAGGUCUCAACGGGGUGGUGGACUGCUCAAGCCGGUCACCCAAAUUCAAAGUCCGCAGGUUUGAGGGUAGUGGGUUUUUGGUGGAAAUCUCUAAACCCUUAGAUCGAGAGACUGAAGAAGAGUUAAACGUUACUAUUGUCUGCGAAGACAGAGGCGUUCCCAAACUCUCCGCUCUGGGCUGGUUUGUUAUAAAACUGACUGACGCAAAUGACAAUGACCCGGUGUUUACCAAAACAAUAUACCGAGCUAAUUUAACAGAGAAUAACAGGAAAGGGGAACGAAUUCUAUACGUGAAAGCUUUUGACAAGGAUAUAGGAGACAACGCAAAUAUACGUUAUUCGUUUUCUGUUGAUGGAGAGGAGCCUUCGUUUAUCAUAGAUCCGGUGACAGGUGAGAUUACUGCCGGCCAAGAAUAUGACAGAGAGACUGUGUCUCAGGUACAAGGGAAAACCUCAGUUAUUGUUGAUAUUAUCGAUCAAAAUGAUAACACUCCGUACUUUACAUCAUCUUUAGAGUUUCAGGUAGCGGAGAAUCUUCCUGCUGGUUCUAGAGUGGACACUCUUGAAGCUAAAGAUAGGGAUGAUGGUCAGAACGCAGAGGUGGUUUUUUAUAUGCCCGAUGACAGCUUCAGAAUGAGUACCAGCAUUCCUUUUGUUGUUUUACCGAAUGGAGUCAUAAAAACCGACAGUAUCCUAGAUAAGGAUAAGCAGUCUUUGUAUACGUUUCCAGUUGUUGUCAAAGACCGAGGAAAGCCACCAAGAUCCUCAUCUGCUACAGCCACUGUUCAUGUCAUUGAUUCCAAUGAUCAUAAGCCAGUUUUUAUUUUUCCGACUAAACAUAACAACACCGUAAGGUUCCGUUCAGAUACUUCUCCUGGUUCCCUUAUUACUAGACUUAUAGCUACCGAUGAAGACGUUGGGAGAAACGCUCGACUCAAGUACAGUAUCGUCUCUGGAAACCACGAGAAAGUUUUCACGAUGCCUGAUCCAAAUUCUGGGGAGAUAAGACUUUCGAAUGAUAGUGAACUGUUGUACGGCGUUCAGACAAAUAUGUUCCGGCUCAACGUGUCAGUCAGAGACCAGGGGAUUCCUGUUUUGGAAACCACCGCUAUGCUGCACAUCCAGAUCGACUACGUUGACGGGUAUGGUCUCCGAAGAUCCAGACCAGAAGAUGACAACCCGGCAUCAGCGCUCGACGAAGACGAUGUUAAGUACAUUAUCAUAGCCGGCGUUAUCGGUGGAAUAACAGUUAUUAUAUCCAUUAUAAUUGUAACAAUAAUCCUGCUCAUGCGCAAACCUGACAACAACCGCACUUCCGGUGUAGCUGGUGUUCAAGAGCAGGGCGACGGGCGCCAUUUUGAAAAACAUUUGUGGCACAGCGUGCCGGUAGAUGAUGUAGUUCCGGCGGAAGUCUGCGAUAAGAAAAUUGGACAUGAUUCUCUCAAGGGCGGCGGCGGAGGAUGUGGUGUCAGUGGUGGAUGUACUCUGGAUCCCAAGCCCAAUAAUGGAGGACUCAUAUCAAACUCUAAUCAUGAUCUUAUCGACCCCUACAACAGAAAACACAUUUCGGAACCGCUUACGGGACAGCAACAGUUAUACACUUUCAAAAAGGUAAGACCGUCACUGUGUUGUGGUUCUCAACUCUUCACACAAACAAGUCUGUGUAAAUGUAAUUGUCACUGUCGGUUAAGUCAGUCUUUGUGA